Molecule: messenger RNA, 2780 nt
Organism: Zea mays
Lineage: Eukaryota; Viridiplantae; Streptophyta; Magnoliopsida; Poales; Poaceae
Exons: 6
Coding region: 312-2369 (685 amino acids)
Source: RefSeq, a predicted model, not a curated record
UUUCAUCCCUCCCCAUGCAUGCAUGCGCCAUGCCAUCCUCCAGCUUUAUGGAAACCCUAUAAGCUUUGUCUUUGUGUGUCGUCUCCUCGGAGAAUUUGCUAGCCAGCGACCCCAUCCAUAUCUCACCGCCCGCCCCUUUUCCUCUCGAACGAAGCAGGUGGCUGGCGCGGCUAGUCUCCGUGUCUAUCUGUGUGCACCGUCGGCGGUUGGGGUUGCAUUGGCCUCCGUGUCCGCCUCUUUAUCCCAGACAGCACAGCCAGAGCUUCCUCUCUGACAGAGAAGAUCGAAUCACACACUCUCGGUCUCGGCAGAUGCGCAACGCCAGCGACAGCAGCUGGUCUUCGUGUGUGGCGGUGCUGCAGCGAGCGCUUGGCCCGCAGCAGGCUUCACAUGGCUUCUUCGGCUUCGGCCUCCACCAGCAGCGGCUUGGUGACGCUUAUUCUCCUGGCGGCAUGGAAUUGGAACCCGACGCAGUGAUGCCGCCUCUCCUCUUCCGCUCCCUCGCGUCGCUCAACCUCCUCCUCCUCGUCGGCUACCUUCUGCUCGUCCUCCUCGCCAAGCUCUUCGCGCGCCUGCACCACAGGGCCACCGCCAAGGACAGAACAAGUAAUUGGUAUGAUGGCCGCUGCGACCACCGCACGGAGGCCCUGGCCACCGAUGAAGCAGAGUACGCCGCCGCCGCCGCCGAUAUCGUCCAAGCACAACAAGCGGACACGCUGUCCUGGUUCGACGAGGCCGCGUUCGAGGACAGCACCCUGGUGCUUGGCGACGAAGGAAAAGAUCACCCGUACGCCGCUACUGCAGCCACUGCACGUUGUUGCUUGCAGGUGGUGGAGAGCAACUUUCCCAUGCAGGAAUCUGCCCGCAUCUCGCCGCGCAACCAGAACCGCCGCGUCGAUGUCGAUGUCGAAGCCGAACCGAUGCAGCAGCAGCAGCACGUGCUGGAGGAGGCCAAGGGCAUCGCCGUCGAUGUCCAGCAGGCGACGGUCCUGGAACCGGAACGGCGGCGGAGUGCUCCUGCUCCAGUCGUCGUAUCACCGGAGGAUGUCUCCAUCCAAGGCAGUCUCCUAGGGAACAAGCAGGAAAGCAACAGACCAGGAGAAGACACUCGUCGCGACGCCCAUGCCGAGCACGAGGAUGAGGAGGGCCAGCAGGGGAAGAGCCUCGCUGAAGGCCACCAUAAUGUCAAGCUGUUCGUCAACAACCGUGCGCUCGCCGACGCCAGGAAGCUCCUGCUGGAGGGCGCGGUGAACGGAGCGCAGGCGCAGCUGCAGCUGCAGCUGCAGGACGACAAGGACAAUAAGAACGGGGACAGCUGCCGGCUCGACGCGUCGACGCUGACGAGCGGGUCGUCGACGUCCAAGAGCUCGGUGGAGUGGCAGAGCUCGACGGUGACCAAGGACUCGGAGACGGAGUACCCCUUCUCGUGCUCGUCGCGCCGGAGCUCCGCGCGGUGGGAGCCGUACACGCUCUUCCGCAAGUACGACGAGGACAUGGUCUACUUCCACCGGGUCGGCGCCCAGAAGCUCACCGAAACAGAGUCAUUCAGGUCCAUCAAGUACCAGCCGCGGUCGGUGUCGGAGAGGAUCGUGCACAAGCUGACGCCGAGCUGGCCGAGCACCCGCAUCGUCGGCCUGCGGGACCCGUACCCGGAGCUGGAGCGCGCGUACGUGGCGCAGGUGUGCCUCACGUGGGAGGCCCUGAACUGGAACUACACCAGCUUCCGGCGGCACAACGGCAGCGACGACGGCAGCGUCGCGGCGCGGUGCUGCCCGGCGCGCGUGGCGCAGGAGUUCCAGCAGUUCCAGGUGCUGCUGCACCGCUUCGUCGAGAACGAGCCGUACGAGCACGGCCGGCGGCCGGAGGUGUACGCGCGGACGAAGAACUCCACGCCCAAGCUACUCCUCGUCCCGGAGUUCAGAGACGAGGAUGACGAGAAGGAUGAUCUGAUAUCGGCGGUCCAGUUCCUGCUUAUACUGGAGGAGUCCAUCAGGACGUUCAUGGCGUUCCUCCGCGCCGACAAGAGGAGCCACUACGAGAUGUUCAGGGAGACGGUGAAGAGGAGGGCGAGCGCCAUGGACCAGACGCCGGUCGUCACACUCAAGAAAGCCAACAAGAAAAAGAAGAGCCGGCUCAAGGACCUGACGCGGCCGCGGCGGUGCCUCAGGAGGACGAGGCUGAGGCAGCAGGAGGAGCUGUCCAUCCUACUGGGCCUGAUCGACCUCAAGGUGGUGGCGCGGGUGCUGCGCAUGCCGGAGAUCACCGACCAGCAGCUGCACUGGUGCGAGGAGAAGAUGAACAUGGUCAGGAUCGAUCUGGUGGGCAAGAUGCAGAGGGAUUCUGCACCUCUUUUCUACCCUGCACAUUGACACGGACGUGGUGAUGCUGCCGCCGCUGCUGCUGUUGGAGAACAGUCUUGUCUGAUAAUCUUCUAGUAGCUCUUUUCUUUCUUCGUGUCUUCUUUUGUCCAAGAUAUGUAGUGGGAGAAGAGAACCAAAGGUAAAGUUGCACUGCAUUGACAUGAGAAUGUGCAUGGCACUUAGCCUGAUUUACUAGUACUGUAAAAAGGGAGAUCACGGAUGAUGUUAUUGUAAAGGCACAUACAUAUAUAUACUAGAGUAGUAAUACUAAAUAAGUAAGUAAAAUAUAUAAAUAAGAGACACACAUCUUGUAAUCGGACGCAUGUGGCAACGGUGACAAUGUUUAGAUAGAGUAUAUAUAUGGGUCCAGUGAGCCAUGGUAUUGUACUAUUGUAUACAUAUUCAUUUGCGUUUCUGACA